GAAGCUCAGGACAGCAGUGUGUGUCCUGCUGCUCAGCAUCGCGAGGCUCAGCACCCACCAUGGCCCUGCGCGUCCUGCUGCCUCUGCUCCUGCUGGCUGCUUCUCUCCUGCUCCACCAGGCUGAAGGUGUGGACAAUCCGGCCUCAGACUGCUGCCUGAAGACCAGCCAGAAGACCAUCCCCAUCAAGCUGGUGAAGACCUACAGCAUCCAGGGCCCUGAGUCAGGAUGCGUGCUGCGUGCUGUUGUGUUCACCACCAAGAAGAACAUGAAAAUCUGCUCCUCUCCUACCGACCCCACUGUCCAGAAGCUGAUCAAGAGCCUGGACAACAGAAGAAAAAACCCUUCCCAGCGCAAACCCAAGAGGCAGAAGAAGAAGCAGGUCUAAGCAAGGCCUGAAGAGGACAAGAACUUUCCCCACUGACCACCGACCAGCAAUGGACACCUGCAGCACACUCACCUUCCAGCGUGGGGCAAGAGGGGACUGUGCUCUGCCCCAUGUCCUCCACCCCUCUGUUGGCACCCCCUUUCCCCAGCAGGGAGCUGAGCCCCAGCAGUGAGCACCUUCACCAUGGUGGGGGGGUUCCUGCAAGGCACCUGGUGGGACGGCAGCUUCAUUUGGGGAUAUUAUACAUUUGUAUUUAUAUUAAAGACUCUGCUUUACACAGUUGCACCUGGAGGGCUCUGCUUGCUGCUUCACAGAGCACCAUUUAUGCUGCAGACUGGCUUUUCUGGAAGAUGGCUCUUAUUUUUAUACCAAAUAAAUGAUGGCUGCAGUUCAUUCCCCUCUAGCCCACUUGCUCUUUUCCAGCUUCCAAGCAGUGCCCAGGGCCAGGGUGCUGCAUCUCACAACACCCAUGGUGGCUGAGAGCAGCAUGGGGACUGCAGGUUCUGCUAUACUGUUGGGCUGGAGCUUACCUUUAGCUUCAAGUUGUUGCAGUAUCACAGUAGGAAGAUAGGUUUUUUUCCAAAUAUCCUUUGAUUUUUUUCAAUCCUUUUUUUUUUAGAUAUAAAAUUGCAAUGAGGUCAGAGCAAACUUCUCAUUUUAGUGCGAUUUUACCGCUUUGUCCUCACUCGUUUUUGCUGUAUUCAGAGAUUGAGUCAUUAUUAAGCAAAGUGCUUUGCUUUCAGGAGCGAUAAAAGAAACUCUCUUAGGCUUUCUUCUCCAAAACGAAAUGUGUGCAUGGUGGAAAUAGUGCACAGAAGAAGGCUAUGCAGGUGCAGCAAUAGAAGAAUCUGCAGAAUUCAUUGCAAAUACAAUAGUGAGCAGCUCUAUCAAACCCUGAGCACACUGAAAAGUGAGGCUGCAAGCAGGUGGGUGGAUAGAUCCCCUGACUGCAGUCUCCCCACUGUGCUGAGGAACAAUGGAAAGGCUCUGUAAAAGCCACAGUGCUGUUUGCUUUUGGCCUUCAGACGUGGACUUCAGUCAGUAAGGGUCUAUUAAGCUGUAUGAUUACAGUAAUAGGAUUUGUGGGGCUUAAAAAUUUCAGCAUAGGAAGUGUGCUGGCUGGCGAACACUUGUAGCUGAGUGCUUCUAUUGAGUGCAUUUAUAUGGCUGAUUGCUUUAUCUGGUGAGCGUUGAGGUGUAUUCUUUUAAGACUGUAAAGAAACUGUGAAGAACCCGAUACCGACCCUGGGCACUGAGCUGGCCCUGUGCCACAGUGCGGCUGUCCGGGCUCCAGGCAGGAUGCAAGGCAAUAAAACAUAUCUUUCAAACACAAA
Centrocercus urophasianus (Greater sage-grouse) is the source of this 1720-nucleotide messenger RNA. It is a transcript of the gene CCL21, whose product is annotated as C-C motif chemokine ligand 21. The record is from RefSeq and is a predicted model, not a curated record. Gene Ontology annotation, biological process: neutrophil chemotaxis; immune response; lymphocyte chemotaxis. Gene Ontology annotation, molecular function: chemokine activity; CCR chemokine receptor binding. Bases 60 to 386 code for a protein of 108 amino acids. Lineage: Eukaryota; Metazoa; Chordata; Aves; Galliformes; Phasianidae. The transcript has 4 exons. Gene Ontology annotation, cellular component: extracellular region.